Bombyx mandarina (wild silkworm) is the source of this 1467-nucleotide messenger RNA. RefSeq names its product 2-acylglycerol O-acyltransferase 2-A. Gene Ontology annotation, molecular function: diacylglycerol O-acyltransferase activity. Gene Ontology annotation, biological process: triglyceride biosynthetic process. Gene Ontology annotation, cellular component: endoplasmic reticulum membrane. The record is from RefSeq and is a predicted model, not a curated record. Lineage: Eukaryota; Metazoa; Arthropoda; Insecta; Lepidoptera; Bombycidae.
CGUCACGAUAACUAAUGCACGGACGCGUUCAAAAUGGAGGACUUACGAAGUUUAAUUGUGUUUGAAAUGGUCAUAAAAAUGUUCAGACAAGUGUCAAAAUCAGCCGGAAUAGAAUGGGCGCCAUUAGACGUGCCAAUGCAUCGUCGGCUUCAAACCCUUGCUGUGGCCGCCUGGGUAUUUCUAGCUAUCUUUGGAGAAGGCAUCAUGCUGUACCUGUUCAUCAAGCUGCUGUACUCCAGUUUUUGGUGGCUUGCCUUUUUGUAUGCUGUGUGGAUGAUGAGCGACAUUGGGAUUUGCCAUAAAGGCGGCCGAACAGUUCAAUGGGUUCGAAAUUGGGGCUGGUGGAAUUAUUUCCGGGACUUCUUCCCUAUCAAAUUAGUCAAGACAGCAGAGUUGGAUCCAUCUAAGAAUUACCUCUUCGCGUGCUUCCCUCACGGCGUGCUGUCGUCGGGCGCGUUUUGUUCUUUUGCAACGAACGCGCUCGACUUCCACAAGCUAUUCCCGGGCCUGACGCCCCAUUUGGUGAUCCUCGGGAGACAUUUCCUCGUUCCGUUUGCCAGAGACGUAAUCCUGUCUUUGGGUACAUGUGCACCAUCACAGGAGAGUUUGUUGUAUCUGUUGAACCCGAAGAGAUACCAGGGGCAGUGCGUGGCUAUGAUGGUCGGGGGAGCCGCUGAGGCGCUGGAUUCACAUCCUGGAAAGUACAUAGUCAUUCUCAGCAGGCGAAAAGGAUUUAUUAGAAUCGCCAUGAAGUCGGGAGCGUCUCUAGUCCCUGUCUUUUCAUUUGGCGAAAACGAAGUUUUUCGACCUCUUCACAAUAGUCUAGUGAGGAGGUUUCAGGAGAAGCUGCGCCGACACACCGGCAUAGCAUCAGUCUUCCCUUUGGGGAGGGGAUUGUUCCAAUAUUCCUUUGGUGUUGUACCUUUGAGGAACCCUGUCACAACAGUGGUGGGUACUCCAAUGGAGGUGAAGAGGAAUCUCGACCCUACAGACGAGGAGGUGGAUGAGGUCCACGCGGAGUUCAGGAAGCGGCUCGUCCAACUCUUCGAGAAUGAGAAAUCCAAGUACUUGAAGAAUCACGAGGAAGUACAGCUUGUCAUCACCUAGUACAAGGCUGAGGGAAUAUUGUGAAACAAUUUGGAGUAGCUGUAUUAAUCACCACAAGUUUUUAAUUAGCAAAAAAAAUAAUAAUAGGCCACUUAAAAAAUGAAUUUUUGUUACAACUUAAGUGCAAUUUCUAUGCGAUAAGAUCUGUGUAAACAGUUCAUAUAUUUAGAAAAUUCUGCAAAGUUCUGCAAGGACGAUUUUUCGAAUUAUUUACAAUGAGAAACAUUAGGCAUUGACUUAAGCAAGAUCAUGCUUACCUAGCGAUAGUUGAUUUAUUUUGUUUUGCGUGUCAACAGAUGAUCUGAGUUGGUAAAUAAAAUAUAGUAUACUUUUUUUUUUUUUUUAUUGCUUAGAUGUGUG